ACUCGCUGCAACAUUGAAUCUUGACCCAACAAGGCUACCGCUGGCGAGGCUACGGGACUCUAGAGCAGCAAGUUUGAAACUUCGCCAUCUCUUGCUUGCAAUUAAUAAUUCAAUAUCAACAAAAGAAAAAAAAAAAUCGCCGCCGCGCAAUCUCUUUCCUUCGAACAAUGAUGCACGCCACGACUCGCUGGCAGCAACUGCUCUAUCUGUAUGGUGGAGACCAACCGUGGGACUCUUCAUUAUGGGUCACUUCAGAUGAUCGCGUCCGCGGAGGCGCCAGCCAGUCCCACCUCUCCGUGAUAAACCCCGAAAAGGCCCGGUUCUACGGCCAUCUCGAUACCCAGACGCUUGGAGGUGCCGGCUUCGCAUCGCAGCAUAGCUUGGGGGUGUUGGACUGGGACCUGUCGGGCUACGAGGGCAUCAUCGUUUCGGUGGCCGAAGCCGAUGGCAAACGAUACGCGCUGACGCUCAAGGACGAGAUACCCCCGAAGAGGGGCGACGGGCGUGAGGAGGCUGGUAUCAGCUGGGAGGCCGAGUUCACGGUCUCGGAGGCGGGAUCGGAGAUUGACUUGAAGACGGUGUUUUUGCCGUGGACUGCGUUUGAGCCGACGUAUCGAGGCAGGCCGAAGCCGGAUGCGAAGCCGUUGGAUCUGUCUAAGAUCAAGCGAGUUGGUUUGAUGAUGCGAAGUUUCUUUGGAGACCAGGAGGGGGACUUCUCCAUCGAAAUCCAUGCUAUUGCCGCUAGGAGAGAGAUUGAAGAGGAUGAAGAGGAAGAGGACGACGAUCCUAAGGCUGCUAUUGAAGCUGCGGAGUUGAACAAGGUGCAAACCUGCCGGCGUAGUUGGUUUCGAAGGCUGCUAUGUGGGUUAAUUUGAAGGAGCUGCAUCAAUUGGAUUAAUGAUGGGCAAUUGAAAUAACGAUGAAGCAUAUGAUUUGACCUAUAGCCGACUUAUACGGCUUACGACAACUUAUUCACAAAACAGACGGACAACUGCUCUACACAAACCAACUACUUAAUCAACAUCUGCUUUGGUCAUUCGACGUCCUAUAUUGUGCUUGGAAUGUGAAACUGUCUUGAUAACGAAAAUGUCUGUCUACACAGUGACCAGUUGCAUGCGAAUGGCUUCCCGCAGCUGGAUCGCAACAGGUUGCGGCAACGAUGUCGUCACUACUUGAAGCUCGAUUUAGCUCUUCCAACGCCAUGCUGCAUUGUUAUCGGACAAAUUGCACCCCCUGCUCACGGCAAUGACAGGUAGGUAAAACUACUAAACAUUUUAUUUUAAAACCUCGCUUUGAAUUGAUUAUACCUAGGUAUCGGUUAUCUGC
Messenger RNA from Trichoderma harzianum CBS 226.95, 1326 nucleotides. RefSeq lists its product as hypothetical. The transcript is spliced from 3 exons. Bases 168 to 875 code for a protein of 235 amino acids. Gene Ontology annotation, biological process: NADH dehydrogenase complex assembly. The record is from RefSeq and is a predicted model, not a curated record. Lineage: Eukaryota; Fungi; Ascomycota; Sordariomycetes; Hypocreales; Hypocreaceae.